UGCAGACGAUAUAUAAGAGUGAAAGCCUCUUUUCUGUUACACCUUGAACCACCUGUCCUAACUGUGUGACACAUCAGCUCACCAAGCCAGUCAGAGCUCAAAUACUGCAGCGAUGCCUCCUCCCGGUGUGUGUCUGAGCAUCAUUGAGGCUCGUCAGAAGCUGGAAGGUUAUGGCAGCCCUUCCAACCCUGAGAGUUUCUUCAACCACAACUACCAGCAGCUGAAACAGCACUGCCUCAGCCGAGGAUUGAGGUACAUCGAUGAGAUGUUCCCCCCUAACAGUAACUCCAUCGGUCAGGGGUUGCUGAGCCCCUCUGAUCUGGCCCGUGUGGUGUGGCAGAGACCAGCGAAAAUCACUCCUAAUCCAUUCUUCAUAGUUGAUGGCAUCUCCAGGUUUGACUUUGGUCAAGGACUACUGGGAAACUGCUGGUUUCUUGCAUCAAUCGGAGCUUUGACAUUUCAGAAAGAUAUCCUCAGACAAGUUGUCCCUCUUGAGCAAACAUUUCAUGAGAACUACUGCGGGAUCUUUCACUUCAGGUUCUGGAGGUUUGGAAGUUGGGUGGAUGUUGUCAUUGAUGACAAGCUGCCAACAAUCAAUGGUAAACUAAUCUUUGUCCACUCCAAAGACCAAAGUGAGUUCUGGCCUGCUUUGCUGGAGAAAGCCUAUGCCAAAGUCUGUGGUUCCUACGUUGACAUGAGAGCUGGAACUCCUGCAGAGGCUAUGAUGGACUUCACUGGUGGUGUCCACAUGUGCAUUGAGCUGUCUGAUCCCCCUCCAAACCUGUGGGCACUGAUGUUCAGAGCUGGACAAUUUAAGACGCUAAUGGGUUGUGGGACAUAUCAGGGGGAGACCUCUGCCAACACUGUGUCAUCAAAUGGAUUGGUCCAAGGCCAUGCUUACACUGUCACAGGUGUCAAACAGACAACAAGUCGAGGUAAACUUGUAAACCUUGUGCGUUUGUGGAACCCCUGGGGCAAAGGAGAGUGGAACGGAGACUGGAGCGAUCGGUCUUCACUCUGGCAAACCGUGAGUGUUCAGGAUCGUGAGAUGUGUCUUACAGUGGGUGACGAUGGCGAGUUUUGGGUUACCUUGGAAGACUUCUGUAAGUUCUUCGAUGAGCUGAGCAUUUGCAGCAUGACUCCAAACUUCCUCGAUGGAAACCCCUCUUGUCACUGGAAGUCCUUCAUGUUUGCAGGCAGAUGGGUUUCCGGAGCAACUGCUGGAGGAUGCAAGAAUAACAGCGACAGUUUCUGGACUAAUCCGCAGUAUUUGAUUAAGAUUAAAGGUCAAUAUUCAGAGAAAGAUGAGAGAGAGAAAAACAUAGUGAUGUCUCUCAUUCAAAAGCCUGACAAGUGGAAUCGACACAUGAUCCAGAAUCUCCACAUUGGAUUCUCUAUCUUUGAACUCAACCAGGACAAGAACGUGCAGGAUGAUGAAAAUGAGAGAAAGUUUUUCAAUCAGCACUCAGACAAGAGAGUUAAAAAGACAUCAAUCACUGGGAAGCUCAACAGUCAGGAAUUUGUCCGCUUGUGGAAGAAGGUCAUCACGUACAAGGACAUUUUUUUCCGCACUGAUGUUUCUCGAACAGGAACUCUAUCACUGAGUGAGCUGAGGAAUGCAUUUCUAACUUCAGGGAUGAACAUGAGUGAUGACAUGCUGAAUUUAAUGACUCUGCGCUAUGGUGCCUCCUCUGGAAACAUCACACUGGAGAGCUUCAUCAGUCUCAUCAUUCGUUUGGACUGCAUGCACAAAAUCUUCAAACAGCUGUCUGAUGGAAAAGCCAUGACUCUCAAAGAGUCAGAGUGGAUGAAUGUUUCCAUGUACACUUAAUCCUACAAGGGAGAUGGCCUGUUAAAUUCAACUGGGAUAACAGAAGAGGAUAUUUUCAAAAGCUUAUUUUCUUUUGCCGAACUGUUAAAUUGAAUAAAACAUGUAUUCCUCUGUGAAUGAGACAUUACAGAGUAAGAGCUGUAAGUUAAGGGCAUUUUCUGUUUAUUGCUACCAUGAAAAAAUAAUACGUGUAAUUAAUGUUUUAACAUAAAACUAAUAAACUUUGUAGG
Paralichthys olivaceus (Japanese flounder) is the source of this 2061-nucleotide messenger RNA. Lineage: Eukaryota; Metazoa; Chordata; Actinopteri; Pleuronectiformes; Paralichthyidae. The record is from RefSeq and is a predicted model, not a curated record.